Molecule: messenger RNA, 2164 nt
Organism: Amoebophrya sp. A25
Lineage: Eukaryota; Dinophyceae; Syndiniales; Amoebophryaceae
Source: the annotation of a GenBank genome assembly
UUGGCUAUUGCCUCACCUUCGUCGCAGGUGUCGGGUCAGCAAUCUUGAAUGCGGCGUUGAUCGGCUUUGUGUCUCGACUGCCGAAUCCGGGACGCGGAGCUUACAUCUUCUCCUUCGGGCAGGGCGCUGCAAGUGUCAUAGUUUGCCUACUCGGUUUCGUCAAAAUCAAGACUUUUCACGCCUUGACCGCAUGCUUCCUCGCUGUCGCAGUCUACUGUGGAAUUACGUAUUGGGUUGGACGCUACCAUUUCAGGAGAAACGCAGUGCUGAAAGGCUACUUUAUUCUUUUUCUUGGCAACAAGAACGACGCGAAUCAUGCGAGUAAGGGCACAAGCGAAGAGGGUCGACUAGAUGAUGAUGAUGAGGACAACAUAAUCACAACAUCAGGAGAAGAGCAGGAAGAUGACGAACAAGAGGCGAUGGAACAAGGUCUAUUGGAAGAAUUCCGAAAACUUCCCCGUCUCUGUCCUAAGAGACGUCGGAGCAGUGCUCUGAGACAGGAACGGGUCUUUUUGACGUUUCGUAAACGAACCGCGUUGGAUGCGGAGGUGAAGAAAACAUUGGUCCUGGUUCCUGCCGUUGCUGUUUCAUCCGCUUCGGAAAAUAAUGACUACUCGAAGGAAGAGCAGGAGGAGGAGCUGCUGCCGGUAGAAGAGGACGAUAAUGAUACGCAGAAAGAACAAGAUGUAACGAACGUAAGCAGUGCCAGUGCUGUUCUUGUGCUCGAAGAAGAUAACUCCAAGACUGCAGCUAGGAGGACCAGCGACCAAGUCUACGACAGGAUCAAAGAUCAGCAAGCGGAGAACGUUACCAACCUAGUCGUGGAAGAAAAAGAUCUGCCUUCUCGUUCCCUAUGGGCCAUUUUCUGCGACGCGUGGCCAGUGCUCCUUUCCAAGUACAUCAACAUGGUCGUGCUCAUGAUGGUCUUUCCUCGUGUGCCAAGGGAUGUGCGGCCUUACGUAGAAAUAGAUGGUGGCACAACGGGUCCCGAUACUAGUAAUCGUGAAGCCGCAGAUCAACAUGCUGCACAGUUUUCCCAGCAACUGAUCGUCACAGUCGCAGGAGCCGACGUUUUUGGCCGCGUGCUCUCAGCACUGAUGCAGAUGGCAGUAGAAGCUUGUUGUAAAAAAGCGCGUAGUGGACGUCGUACUUCGGCUUCUAGGAGUUGUAAGGCGGGUCCGCCUACACCAUCCUCACCGGCUGAGGAGACUGAGAAAGAGAGUAACAAGAGCGCAUCUGCUUCUCCCGCAUCGUCUACAGCUCCAUCGCUCUGCUUUAAGCUCUGUCUCUUCAUGGCUGCGAUUGUUCGAGGUGUAUUAUUCAUUCCAAUCUUGCUGGAGUUGAAAAGAGAUAGUGCGGGUAGAUGGAAAUAUAAGUAUCCUCCAACACAAUCACAAGGAACAGGAGUUGUACCAACACCUCCAAAUACUACACCUCCAACGACUGCAACAACUUCACCUCCAACUUCUCCAACAAUUUCUCCACCUCCACGCCCCUCUCUCCUCGACAACUCCGACAUCACGAAGUACGUCACUCUAGCCGUGUUUGGCACAUGUGGCGGUGCACUCACAUCCUUGACAAUGAUGACAGUGGGGAAAACGGUUACGCGGAAGAGCGAGAAAACACUAGUAGGAACGAUGCUCAGUGCAGCCGUCGUCUUGGGCCUUUGCACUGGGUCUGCUCUGUCAUUGAUCGAUUUUUAGACAGCUAUUACUAAUACUAUUUUCCCUAUAUAUUAAUUUACAUUGAUUGGUCUACCUCUACCUCUAACAACUCCCUUCAAUUCGCCCAAUUAAAUCACCAUCUGGAAAACGAUAAAAAACCAAGCCCUACUAGAGGUUCCUCGUGAUCUUAUAUUCUCUAAUCAUCCUUUUCCUUACCAUGACUUGACAAUGGUGCAUAUCUUCCACAUCCUCACCUUAAACAUGUAGUUGUUUGUUCUCUAGCAUACCAUAAUCCCCAUAGAGGAUCAUCCGGCACCUGCUCAAACAUAACGACCCCUUUUUUGUCCUGAGAACGGGAAUUCAUGCAUGCUUGGCGUGUUAGUGCACGACACCAUGCAAAGACAUCACUAAUGAAGGUGCACUAGCCGUUUCUGUGAAUCUAUGGUCUUGGCCUCCCCGAGGCAGCAUUCGAAAUUCACUUUAUAAAUUUCUCUCGUCGC